Messenger RNA from Danaus plexippus (monarch butterfly), 919 nucleotides. RefSeq lists its product as uncharacterized. The record is from RefSeq and is a predicted model, not a curated record. The transcript is spliced from 7 exons. Lineage: Eukaryota; Metazoa; Arthropoda; Insecta; Lepidoptera; Nymphalidae. Bases 176 to 790 code for a protein of 204 amino acids. Gene Ontology annotation, cellular component: extracellular region. Gene Ontology annotation, biological process: central nervous system formation; innate immune response; regulation of Toll signaling pathway. Gene Ontology annotation, molecular function: Toll binding; growth factor activity.
GAGUUUAAAUCCGUAAGAUAUUUUAUUUAAUUGUCAGUUAGUGUAUUAAAUUGAAGGAAGUUGGAGUUUUUGUGGUAUGAAUAAUGAAUGAAAAUUUUAAAGGCUCGAACAAGAAUAUAAAUUCGUUUAGAAGCAGUUUUUCAGGACAGUUUACUAGUAAACUUCAGUAUAAACAAUGGUGCGUUCGAGCUUUUUGACUAAUAUUAUUAAGAUUAUUUUAUACAUCUCUGUGUCAGUUGAAUCAAAAUUAAGAAAUCAUAAAACUGUGCUACUGUCGUGGGAAGAGAAUUAUAAUAUUAAAGAGCUCACUGUAGAUGAUGUACCUGAGGAUUGCCGAAAAAAUUAUAUUUGUUCCAACAUCACAACUUACGAAACUGAAUUUGUUAAUAAUCUUCUUAAAAAGCUUUCUUCACAAAAAAAUCUCAAAAAGUUUAACGUAGAUAAGCUGACAGUACUUAACUCAUAUGGUUUGGGAGAAAUUGAAGAACUUUGUGCUUCGAAAGAAGAGAUCAUUUGGCCCCAAGCAGCAGUUGACGAUAAAGAUCAGUGGCAGUACAUAGUGAACACAGGAGUAUUUCCAUUUCAAGGUUACAGAAUAAAUAGAUGCAUAGAAAGAGGCUCACGUUGCUCAAAAGCUGCGAUUUUCGAUGGGUUUAAUAGCUCGUGCGAACAAGAGAUAUUUCUAAGAAAGAUGGUGUACAUAGAUGUAAAGAAUAAGCAACUCGCAACAAACUAUUUUCAAAUACCAAGUUGUUGUUCCUGUAAAAUAACAUCAAUAGAUUUAUACUGAUAUUCAAUUAACUGUAAUGUUGUUAUAAUAUAAUUAUUAUUGUUGAUUUUUAGUAAAUGGUUUAUUAGUGAAUAUUUACUUAAUGUUUUAUAAAACGAGAGAAACUAUAAUAAUCAAGUUUUCAUUAAA